Molecule: messenger RNA, 1445 nt
Organism: Pieris napi
Lineage: Eukaryota; Metazoa; Arthropoda; Insecta; Lepidoptera; Pieridae
Product: SUZ domain-containing protein 1
Exons: 3
Coding region: 39-641 (200 amino acids)
Source: RefSeq, a predicted model, not a curated record
GAACUAUAAUACCGGUUUUUUUCAAUUUAACAUUAAUAAUGAUAGCAACUUUUUCUACAAAAUCCAAUCGAGUCAACAUGGCGGCGCAAGAUGAAGUUGACGUCUGUGAAAGUUGGGAGGAUAUGGACGAAAUUGGCUUAGACCAGAAGAUAAAACUUAUGUCCAGCCUCCCUUCAGCAACAACAUUAAAAUCUUGCAAGGUUACAAACGUAAUAGUUGAGGAUAGCGCGUGUAUUGGGUCUCAGUGCAUAAUGCCAGAACCAGCGAUACGUAUAUUGAAGAGGCCUUCGUCAACUGGCAAUGGUCAGCUAAAUGGAGAAAAUCGCGCCAGGCCUGUAAAAACCUUGGAACAAAGACAAAAGGAGUAUGAACAGGCUAGGCUCAGAAUACUAGGGGAAGCCAGAAGCCCAGAAGACGUCAUCGACGAUAACCUAUCCCGCCUACAAGACAAAUUACAAGCAAAUAACUUAAACGAAAGUAAAGCAAAGAACUGUCAAAAUGAAACCAAAGUGAAGGAAAGAAAGGUGCUAGCAAGAAUACCUGGUGCUUCAGGUAUAUUUCCAUCUCCUCCACCACCUGGUGUCUUGGUGAUACGUACACCUAGGGGUCCUGAUGGAACCAAAGGCUUUGUACGAAGGUAGCAUAUAUUUACUACUGUAAUUUUUAUAUAGUGACUGAAUUGUUGAGCCCAAUAUUUUACAAUUUCUACAAGUUUUUUUUAUAAUUUAAUUCAUAUUUAUUACUUAUGUUUAUUAUAUUAGGCUAUAACUCCCAUAAGUCUAAGACAUUAUAUUUUGACAUAAGGGAGUCAUAGUUCAUGCUAAAUCUAGACUGUGAAUCUUAAUGAGGGAUGCCCUAUGCAAAAUAAAUAUCAAAUUGAAUGGCUUCAGAUAUGGAAGGACUAAUUUAAAUCUGUAUAAGUUUAGAGUAUACUCUACCUCAAAUAUCGCUAUUGACCUUGAAUAAGUAAUAGUUAAACUGUUGUUCCUUUCUUGUGGCAUUGUCUUUUAAAGUGUCUAUCUUUGAUGCUGACUGUAUGUUAAAUAAUAUAUUGAACCUAUGUGAACCUGUUAAGUGCUUGAAGAUAGUAAAAGAAAAUUUUUCCAAGUCUUGUAGAAAUUGUAAAAUAUUUAUUGUGUAAGUACAUUAUUUGGGAACAAUUACAUUGUAAUGUUACAAUAACAAAUAGUUAUUGAUUUUUUUACAAUUGUACGUCUGAAUGACAUGUGCCUGCUAAUGUUAUUAAUAUUUAAACCUCAUUUGUUAGAAUUGAUAUCCUGUACUUUUUGUAUAAGAAAGGGUUUAAAGUUAAAUAAGGAGAUCCAUACCAUGUGUUACUUUAAUGUUGCAUGGUAACAAUUUGAGAUGUGUAUGAAUACAUCAAUAUUCUAAAGUCAGGUAUUAUUCAUAAAAUAUCCAUAUACAUAAAAAUUAUAUAGGUAGGA